Ustilago hordei is the source of this 471-nucleotide messenger RNA. RefSeq lists its product as uncharacterized. The coding region runs from base 1 to 471 and encodes 156 amino acids. The record is from RefSeq and is a predicted model, not a curated record. NCBI's taxonomy places the organism in Eukaryota, Fungi, Basidiomycota, Ustilaginomycetes, Ustilaginales, Ustilaginaceae. Gene Ontology annotation, molecular function: nucleic acid binding. The transcript has a single exon.
AUGAUUUGGGGGUGUAUGACCUGGGCAGGCCUAGGUCUAAUGGUCUAUAUAGAUGACAAACUGAAUUCAGAGCAUUACAUUGAGUUGCUGGAGGAAGUGGUGCCUGGUAGCAUCUUUAAGUGGAAGAAUAUACAGAGAUUUUCACCAAGGGAUAAAUUGAUCUUUCAACAAGACAAUACCUGCCCUCACACUGCCAAAGUCACCAAGGAGUACCUGGAGGAGGUCAAACUCAACAUAUUGCCCUGGCCUGCAAUGUCUCCAGACCUGAAUCCUAUAGAACAUGUGUGGCAGCAGCUGAAAAAGUGGCUAUAUCAGCAAAGAUAUACUAUCAACAAUAAAGCUCAACUCAUUACAGCUAUCAACAGGUUUUGGGCAACUUUUCCCAAGGAAUCAGUCCAGGCACUCAUAAAGUUGAUGCCCAGGAGGUUACAGGCUGUAAGGGUUGCAAAAGGGGGUCAUACAAAAUACUAA